AGACAGCGUGGCUGCAGUGCUGCAGCAACACUUCAUGUCCAGUCGACCAGCUUUACCCGAGAGCCCACAGCUGCUGCCCACAACAACAUCCUCAGGGUUAACACUUCAGUUAGGACUUAUUUCUAAAGAAAAAAAAUAAUACUAUUUUCUUAACGAGCCUAUCGCUUCAAGAGGAUCUAAUGACGACGCGGAGUAAGGACUCCUGCCACGGUUAGCCCCGGCUCAUCACAGCCUGUUCGCCCGGAGCCGGGACUCACCAACCGCCGGCCGCUGGGAUCCGGAGCGGCUGGACGGCUAACUGACUGGCAUUAGCCGGGGGAGAGCCUCCAGACCCAGCAUCCUCAUACACUCGGCUGCGUUGACGCCCACUAGAAAGGGUAAGCUAGGACGUGAAAAUACUCAUAUUUUAAUCCUUUUAAUAGGAAAACUACCUGCUUUUUAGGUUGUAAUAUGUAUUCACCAACAAGGGCUCACCGUUAGCUGCUAGCUUGUGAACAAGACAUAUACAGCUACCGUUAUUCAUUUCUCAAAUUGGAUGAUAUUAGGAGGAAAUUGAGCUUUUUCGAGAAGAGUGUUUUCACAUAACUGUAUAGAUUACUCAUUUAUCCUCUGAGGAGUCAUAGUAUGGUGUAGCUGUCAUUCCCAAACACCCUGUUAGCUAACCUGCAGCUAGCCAGUGUAGUAACCUGUCAUAUAUAUAAAUGCAUAUAUAGAUUGUCUUCUAAUAUCCUUCUCUGUGUGUGACAGCAUGAAGAUGGAUUGAAACAUGAAGGGCGGAACUGUCCCAUCAUCCAAAUAGGAGGGCUUCUCUCUUGGGUAUGCUUCAAAAAUUCCUCUCGCCAUCUGUUUUCAAUACAUAGUUUAUUAUGUCCAGUAGAGAUGUAAUCUACACAGACAUGUUGUAUCCCUGUUGGCAUACAGUACAUCUCAAAUUGGCACAUCAUAAGUUGGUUGCAGGAGCUGAUCAGCUGUGCUAUAUGAUAUACAUGUGUAGCCAUAACAUUAGGAACACCUGGGCAAGCCAAUACAAAAUACCAUUAAUUUAGCAUUUACCAAACCUCUACAUUUUCAUUUUUUGACAUGGUCACACAGUUGGUGUUUAUUUGUUAAAGUAAUUGUGUAUAUUGGUGGCGCAUUAUACUUCUUCUCAUUUAAAGGUGGGGUAGGCAGGAAUCUGUUAGAGAAGCAUCUUUUUUUGUGGUGUAUAUACAAAAGAGCUUUUAAUAUCAGUCAAUAGCUGUUAGUCAUUGAUGACAUUUGGGAAUAUCACAAUAUUACUGUGUUUUGUUAUGUCUGUCUAGUCAACAUAUCUGACUGUAAACAAAGACAUUUCCCGCCUCCCUCAUCCUGAUUGGUUGUGAGGCAGAUGCUACUUCGUGUCGUUCAGGAGCCUAAACAAAGUUAGCGUGCUACAAUAUCGGACAGUAGAAACCAACCAGAAAGUACAGAAAAUUGUCUGAAUCCUCCUUUGGCCACGACUGCCGACACAAGCAAGAAAACGAAGUAAAUACCGGAGACUCUGGUGGUGUAACGGGCGAUUAAAACGGAGGUAGACCGGACAAGAGCUAAGAAGCCAGGUCAACAAUGAUGGGGGAUGCUUUGGGAUCUUACGGACCCUGUAACCUGUAAACUGUUGACCUCGGGUCCUGGACUAUGUCACUUUAUCCUAGUUGUAGAAGUCCUGCAAACAUUGUGUUUGCUGGUAGUCUGUUGGCAUCUACAGUAGCACCAAUGCUUUUUACUUUCACGUUGACUGGGCUCCAUUUGUAAUUAUCUGAAGUAUUUAUCUGCAUUAUAUCUGAAUUUAAUUGAAACGAUUACAAAGUGAGAAGGAGCGUCUUUUUGUGGGCGGGGCUUGCUGGAGAGGGAGAGGAGAGGAGGAGCUGAGGGGAAAACUGGCUGGGAGGGGUAGAGUUUACACUCAAGAUUUCUCCCAAAAACUGGCACUUCCUCAGAUCCUGCCUACCCCACCUUUAAGUGUGCACAACCACCAACCGAUAAAUCUUAAUUAUUGUCUAUAAAAUGCAGUAAUCACCUGUCUGAUCACGACAACAAAAACUAAAAACAAAGAAGCCUCUUGACAGAGUUUGUGUCAGAGCUUUUGUAUCGGAUUGCUGUGGUAUUCAUAAAGUUCAAUGAGGUAAGCCGUAUGUUUUAGCCCAUAUUUAGCCCCUUUUUUCCCCCCACUUUUCCCCCAAAAGUAUUGUUUCUGGAAACUGGUGACCUUAAGAAUCCCACUUUGCUCACAGCUGCAUGUAAACACGAAAAGCCAUUCCAAAAAUAGACAAUUGAGCAGCACCAGUAAGAAAAACAGCCGAGGACCAUACAUUAUCCUACAGUAAUUCAGAAAAGACUGGAGUUAGAAAAAGCAGUUAUCUCUGGAUAUAUACAGUUUUUGAUAAGCAGAUUCACAGGUGUGUUGUUGAACAUCUGUGCGUGUCAUUCUGGGUCAUUAAAGCUUACUUUAUUUAGCAGGUAUGCAAAAGUUAAGCUAUGUGCACAUGUUGCUGUAUUUCCUGUACUGCUAAGAAUUGACCUUUUAAACUGUUGCUGUUAUUCUGUCUGUAUUACCCCAGGGGUUGUGCGGUCAUGAAAUAAGGAAGAAAAUGCAUGACAGAUUUCUUUAUUUGUUUAUAUAUAUUUACAACAAUGGAAGAAAUACAUGACUUUAGAUAAUUGAGAAAUGUAGCUCUUAUUUUGGAAAGCAUCUCCUGCCCCUUAAUAUACUAAGAAGAAGAAGAAGAAGAAGAAGAAGAACUUUAUUCAUCACCGAAGGGAACUUCAAUUGUCUGUUGUCUCACAUAAUAUAUCUCUAAUAGUUAUCUUCUGUUUACACAAGAGUUAUAAAGUCUGAUGGCUGUUGGUCCAUAUGGUACAUAUUACAUACGUAAUAUGUCUCACAGCCCUCACUUUGGGAACCACUGCAUGAAUAUAUUUAUAAUUUGAAGGGUAAUUUGGGUUCUUGGCUCAGUUGACAACAGCAAAAAAGCAACAAUGGGCUAGGUAUCCGAAUCUGCUGUCGGCUAAACUGUAGUUUUAAAUACAGAAAUCAAUGUUGGCCCAGAUUCUUUGAGUGGGUGCAUCCAUAAUAUUCAAUGUUAGAUUUUUUUUUGAGCUGAAAAAAUAAUUAAAAAGCUAAACAAGUGGAGAAAUGAUGCUGUAAAUCAACCGCGUUUCACAAGUGAUCUCUCGAAACCACUUUGUUGUGUAAUGUGGUGCAACUGGCCAGACCUUCUGCUAACAACAGCGUGUUAUGUACUGCAGAGACUGAGCUUAUGUGUGAACUUGCCAACCUUCCACUGUUGUGUUUCAGUAUUCAAAGCAAGCUCGUGUCUCUAGGCCAAUCUUUCCCCACUCCCCACAUCCUGUGUUGUGAGGAAGCUUCCUCUUUUGUCCUAAAGUGCUUAGCUGCAUCCUGAUCAGGGUCACAGAUCUCAGAACAGCUCAAUAGCUGGUUUGUUCUAACUCAGGGGUUUUGAGUUUAAGCUAGUUUUUGUCCAUAUUUAAUGCCACCAUUCUUUGUAAAUGAUGUUUGCUCAAUUUCAUGCAUUUUUGUCACAGUCGCAGCUUUUAGCGGGUGGAAAGUUUGAAGUUAGAUGAAGAUAGAUCCAAGAGUUUCAGACGGGGCUUUCCCUUUCCUUUUUCUCUCUUUUAUUCCAUGUCGAAGUUUUAUCCAACCACUCAUUCAGUCUUUUCCUGGAUACUUCACCUAAGUCUGUCUGUUUUCACAUCAUUUAGGUGCAGUUUGUGUAAAGGAACCAAUGAUGCUAUUCAGGCACAUGGACAAAAGAGUAAAACAGAUUGGAGAUUGUGUCCUGAACAAAAAUGAGUGAUUGACACGAAUAGAAGGAUAUCUUGUAUAUUUUUUUCACUUUCUCAUUUGGGAAAAAUACACACGGUUUGCUUUCAGUUAUCUCAAGUAAAAAGUAAAAAUCAGGAUAGGAGGUCUGAGGUCUUAUAGUUGCUCAGUCUUCAGACUACUACAUGGUAAAAGAGUAGUGCAAGCUCUCAGAUGUCUCAGAAUGAAGGUUUUGGUCUCACACACUGAGUUCUGAAGAUUUCCAGAAGUAUUUCAAUCUCUUAUUUACAUCUCAUUGUGAUCUUUAAAGUAAUUUCCACAUGAGCAAAAUUAAAACGAUUGAAAAAAAGGAACUCAGAUUUAAGUGUUGUCAUGCAUGACCUACUUAUACCCUAAUGUUAGAGCAGUGAUAUUAGCCGUAAAGCUCUUGGGAGGAACUUUUCAUUUUUGACAGUCAAAUAUAUCAUUUACUCUAAAUAUUUCAAAUGGAAAAUGUUACUUUUGCUGACACCUACCCCUUGAAAUAUCAUUAAAAGGCUUCAAUAUGAAUUCUAGUCUGUUUCGUAGAUGUGAAAAAACUCUUCACAGGAGUGUUUUUGGAUUUGUUUUUAUUAGCAGAUAUAUUUUCUUCACAUGAAAGCUGCAGCUGUGCUUUUUUAACAUAGUAUAUCAUCUUUGUGUUAUUUGCAUAUGCCUGGUGCUGUCUGCUCUCAUUUGCCUGCAUUAGGUGCUAAAAUGAGAUCCUCUUCUUUUAAGCGCUCUAAGGGGUGAAUUGAACAGCAGAUUUGUCCACCUCCUCUUUUCUGGGAGUAAGUGUCCACCCCCUUUUGGCUGUAAACAUUGAUAUUUUACCUCUUAUGCCUCAAGACUCUCUCCCUCUGUUCAUAAAGAUAUAUCUGUAGUGAUGUUAAGUGAUUGAGCAGUCAGUUAUUGUCUCUCUUCAGUUUUCAGACAAGGUCUAGGGAGGAAAUACCAAGAUGAUACAUGCCUGUAUUGUCUGAGCAUCUUCUACUCAGAAUAUCUUAUCAGUAAAGUCAACCAGAGUAUUUAUAAGAAGUCAGUGUAAACCGUAUGAUACAGUAAUAUUAACAGCUCUUUGUGUCUCCCACUCUGAUUGCCUUUUCAGGGAAUUGUUUGUGUGGAGGUUAAAGGUUUCACUAAAGCAUUAUGUUGAAAUUUUCAAAGAACUCACACAAACACAUUCUUUCCCAUCUCUGUGUCACAGUCCACAGUUGAGUCACUGACUGUGUUGUUCCUGUCUGUGUGAGUGUUGGACCUCUGCAGUCAGUCAAAAAUAGUUGUGUCACUGAAGUCCCCGAGGAUCCUGCAGUUUCCUGGUAUUCUGUCUCCUUAAAGUCUGACAGUGAAUUUAACGACUUAAACCUCGACUACAGAUGGUAAACAUUUUUUUACUUACAUAACGCGGCCACAGAGCAAAUGAAUGGGAUUUAAUGAGCACAGUUUUAGGAAAAUUAAUAAUGGGAAGUCUGAAAGAGUGCUGUACUUCGUCAAGCUUAUAUCCAUCCAUUUUCUACCGCUUAUUCCCGUUCCCGGGGUCGCAGGGGGGCUGGGGCCUAUCCCAGCAUCUUCGCGCGAAGGCAGGGGACACCCUGGACAAGUCGCCAGUUCAUCGCAGGGCUGAUAUAUCGAGACGAACAACCAUCCACGCUCACAUUCACACCUAUGGGCAAUUUGAAAGUGGCCAAUUAACCUAACCCCACUUAGGCAUGUUUUUGGGAUGUGGGAGGAAACCGGAGUAAACCCACGCAGACACAGGGAGAACAUGCAAACUCCACACAGAAAUGCCCUGAGUCAGAUUUGAACCCAGGACCUUCUUGCUGUGAGGCGACAGUGCUAACCACUACACCAUUAUAUCAUCAUUUUAAAAUUGAUCAUUGGACACAAUCCUUCAAAGAUUUAUGCAAAAGAAAACAUUUUAGUGUUAUAACUUCGAUUAUUUUCUUUUUUAUUUUUUUUAUUUUUUUAAACUCUUUAUUUCUCAGAAUUUCUUUUAACAACAAAGGUGUGAAUAGGAAAGUAGAUGGAAAUACAAACAAACAAAAAAGACUAAACAAACAAUAAAGAGGUCAUGGGGUGUAUAUCACAGGCAUAGCGGGUAAAUAUACAUUAAAUACCUAUAUAUGCUGGGGCUGUACAGUCGCAGCAAGACCCGUCUCUUCAUUAUUAUUAAUAUAUGUAUACAUACAUACAUACAUGCUUCGUAUUUAUUGUUCUUCCUCCCCCUUCUAUAAUGGUGUUACAAUGUUUUGAGUUACUAACACUGCAUUAAAGUCAGACCUAUGCUUGAGCAGCGAUGCUGUGCAUCGGCCCAAGUAUCAAAAGGCAAGUCAAUAUACACACUGCGCAGCCCCAUCCUAUCUACAGAAUAUUGUCAAGUACAAGAAGUCAUCUUUUUUUCUUUUUUCCUUUCUCACAGUUUUCAUAUGAGGUCCGAGACACCAUGUAGAUAGCUCACCCAUUUCUCCCAUCUCCUUUCUCCUAAUUCCUUCUGAAGUCUAAGGAAGAAGGUCAUCUGUUCCAGGAGAUGUAAAUGAUUCACAAUACUAACCAAUAGAUCCAUAGUAGGAGACUUUUCCUGAAGCCAGUUCCUGGUAAUAGCUUUUUUAAUUGCCACAAGUAAGACCUUGAAUAGAUAAUAAUCAUCCUGAGAGAGUCCGUCCGGGAGUUGACCAAGAUAUAAGGAUUCAAAUGUACCACUGACGGUAAAACCCAUCACCUUCGAAAUCAGUUCUGUCGCUUCCUUCCAGAAGGGUUGCACUACAGGGCAAGACCAAAACACAUGUGCAUGGUCAACUUCGAUUAUUUUCAUGGUAAAUUAACAUUUGUUUGAUUUAUAAACAUAUUUAUCAAUUGUAGAUGUAUGCAAGGGAGAAAAAUUCUGCCUAGUGUUUUAAAACACAUGUUGUUUCAUUCCAAUCUCAGGCGGAUAAAGAAACCCAUAAACAUCUAAUCAAAAAAGAUAGGAGCUUUUUCUAAUGCUUCAAAAAAUUCUGUCUCUUCCCACAGACGUGUUUAUCUUCCCCCACAUGAUCAACAACCAUGUCUGAUUGUUGAGCGUGCUUCAUUACAUGUCAGGCAUCUUCUCUGUUUUUGGAUUUGUGGGUGAUGAUAAAAGAGUGGCUCGACAUAUAAACUCCGCUGAGUUCUUUAACCUAUUUUUAACCAGACAGCAGAAUAAAAUUAUUAGAGAAUUUAGAAUAGCAAAUUUUCCACUAGAAACUGCUGGAGAUCUGACUUAUUUCCUCUACAGUUUAUAAUAACAACAAUAAUAAUAACUUUAUUUUUAUAGCACUUUUAAAAACAGAAGUUUACAAAGUGCUUUGACAAACAGUCGUAAAGCACAAAACAUCAGCACAUGGAAAUAAAACCAAAUCAAUCAAUCAAUCAGUCUUAAUUUAUAUGGCACUUUUCAUACACAACCAUGUAGCACAAAGUGCUUUACACAGAAAAAGGGAGAAAAAAGAAAGAAAGAAACAAAGAAUACCCAAAUCUACCCUAACCCAAGCCCUCAUGCCCACCCCAUGAUCUAAAUGCAACAGAAACAGUAUUAAAAUGCAUAAACUUAAAAAGGGCGUGAUUUUGUGGAAACAGGAAUGUGCGCACUGAGGAAACCCCAUUUUAAAACUCAAGAUAAGGAAACACUGGAGGUUUAGGUUAAAAUCUAAAAACAAAGUAACAUACAAUAAAAUGAAAUAAAAACAACAGUAAAAGAUACUAAAAUAAGAGCACCAAAACAGCUCAAUAAAAGACAAUCCUGUCAUUAAAACUACAAAGAGAAAAAUACCAAAACACUUAAAGUGAAUGAUAAAAAUUUUAAUUAAAAGCAAGACUAAAAAGGUAUGUUUUCAGUCUGCUUUUAAGAUCAUUAAGAUAAAUAAAAAACAAAAACUCAGUUAAAAACAAGGCCUCUGAAUUAAAGGCUACAACAUAAAAUAAGACCAUGGGGACCAAAAUAAAGACAUAAAAUAGGUGAGAAAAAGAAAUGAGAUAAAAAAAGGGUGGGUAGGAAGCAGGAAAUAAUGAUAAUAAAAUCAUAACAAAAAAUAAUUAUGGUAAUAGUAAUGAUAAGAUGUAAUAAUAAAAAUGAGCAGGAAAAAAGAAUAAAAUCAAUAAAAGGCCCAAAAGGUUAAAUAAGAUAAGAUUGUAAGUAAAACAAAGGCUAAAAAGACAGUAAGUCGAAAUUAGAUAGAGGUAAAAGAGAAAACAUGAAACAUUAUUUCAUGUUGAAAUAGUUGACUAGUAAUCGAGUUGUUAAUAUUGUUGAAGCUCUGAGGACUUUUGUAUCAAUGCCCAACAGUUGCUCAGGAUGUUAUGAUAUGAAUGCAGCAAGACUGAGUGGGAAUGAUAAGAGGCAGGGUUUAUUUUUACUCUCUCUCCCACCAUGACAGAGGUCACCCUCCACAAACAAACUUUGAUGCUGUGUUGUUGACAUUUUUGGACUCCUGUGUCCUGAGUUUAGGUGCUUCUGGUAAAAGCCACUCUAUCAGAAUACUGUGACUUGCAAACAUCCUUCUGCUUUUAUGUACAGAUAUGAUAUCCAGAAAACAAAGACACCCAACUAAUUCCCUCUCAAAGGGACUUUUGCACUGAGCAGCUGGAUUGAAUUGCCAUUUAGCUUCUCUCAAACUCUGAUUGAAUUGCUGAAAUAAAUAGUUUUGGCAGUUCAGAGGUCUGUUAUUGUUCCGGGCUUCUUCACUGUUCAUCAAGCAGAUAAAAUGAAGCAAUAACUGGCUUUGGUGUAAAAAAGAUGAACAGUGUAGUCUGUUAUGGAUGUGCUGAAUAUCUAGUACAAGCUGAAAUAAUUCCAGUAUUAAUAUUUGGUCCUAUGAAGAGACUGUGUCGGUGGCUCUUUAUGCACAGCUGUGACUGGAAGGGCAGGCUUGUGAUUAAGGUCUUUUGGUAGAUCUGAUAUCAUCAUCCUGUUGCGUGUUACUCAGGCUGAAUUUCCCCAAAAUUAGUCAGCUGUCUAGCAUAUAUUUUCAUUUUUUAAAUGACUCGUUGAGGUCUAAGGAGGUCAGUCACUUUGCGGUCAGCAUUUGUUAGGUAAAUUCCCCAAGAGUGUGUGAACAAGCCUUACCAAUGCUGUAAAAACAACAUCCCUGUGUCACAGACAUGAGACGCUGAUAUGAAGAGGCACUCUGACUGAACCGACGAAUCUUUGCAUGAGGUUGUUGGAUACAAUACUCAUUAUAUGCAGGGUAUGCAAAGGUGUAUGUGUUUGUUAAGACCAGUGGGGUCUUAUCUUGUGUCCGUCUGCAGCUCAAUGUUCAGUGUGAAAGUACACAAGCUUGUAAAACUGCUUCUCUGAGAUACAAGUGAACUUUAGCUGAUUCAAGUCAUUAUGCAGAUUUACUUUUGUUAUAUUGAGCCCUUAAUUUGGGUCUAUAAUGAUAUUUUCAAAUUAAAUGAUGCUUUAAAUCCGUACGAGAGACUAAACAGCAUCCGGACUGUGAGUGCAGCCUGUUGGUAAGAUCUGCUGUGCCAGUUUUACACAUGUCAUCGGUGCUCAGCAGCCAGUCCAGUACUUGUUUUAGUCUCGCUGCUGUUUGGAUGACUGAGCAUGCUUGUUCUCUUAAACUCAGUGAGCACAGCUGAGCCUCGGCUACAGCGGGGAAGCAGAGCUGCAAGUUCACUGAGCUGUUCUGCAGACUCUCAAACCAAAAGUAAGUCAUGUUGAAUCGCAUUUUUCAAAUGAAGUUGACCAGAUGAAGAGAGAAGUUGACAAAACAAAAGUCACAUUAUUUUUGUAUUUCCCCCUCAAGCUCUGAGCGUUACCAGAGAUGAUUGUGAAAAAGGACAGCUGCAUAAAAAAGAUGCUGCACUAAAGUCAAUUUAUGAAAUGCAGAUUUUUAUGAGUUUUGAUAGGAAGUGUCAGUAAAAGCAACAUUAUAGUUUACAAAAAAGGAACCGGUUUAGCCAUGUUGUACCUCUUUAAUAAAGUCACAAGGCCCACAGACAGUUGCUCAGUUGGCAGCACUGCACUCCAUGUGCGCCCAUUAGGUCACCUUGAAAGUGUAGUACACGCACCUUCGAACAAUCCCAGUCAGCUCGUCAAGCCUGCCACUGAGUGAGAUAUUAGACAAACAGCAGAGCAGAAGCAUCAAAACAGCAGAUCAGUAGUUCUUCUCAUACUAGCACCACCGCUGUAGCUGCAGUUUGAGUGUAUUUUUGGCUGGUUCUUUUACACUCGAGGAUUAGACCUCCGUUUAAAAAGGCGUUGUUAUCUUUCAGGUCUGGCUCUGCAGCUUAACUGUGUGACUGAGCUGGGAGACAGAGAGGAAGAUGCCUCCCAGGCCGUCCUCAGGAGAGCUAUGGGGCAUCCACUUGAUGCCCCCCAGGUAUGAUCCAGGAGAUUCUUUAUUUAACAUUGUGUACGCAUGAACUUCAUCAUAAUUGCAAACCUGAAAAUUGUAAUGCUUAGAUGUAUGAGAUAGUUAUUCAAUCAUUGCGUUAUCCACUAUGUAACGUGCGUUUUAUCUUAGUUUUUGAGCAGUCAGUGAAUAAUGAUGCCCAUUGUGUCUUCAGGAUCCUGGUGGACUGCCUGCUGCCCAAUGGGAUGAUUCUGACCCUGGAGUGUCUCCGCGAGGCCACGCUCAUCACCAUCAAACAUGAGCUUUUUAAAGAGGCCAGAAAAUAUCCUCUCCAUCACCUCCUACAGGAGGAGACUUCCUACAUCUUUGUCAGUGUUACACAGGUAUGAACUUUCAAUCUCAGCUUUAAUAUCCGGCAGCUCGAGGUGUCCGUCUAAAUGAGUUAACAAAAUGGAAAUCCAUUUAUUAAAGCUCUGGUAGAACCAGACAGCUAUUUAUAAAGGAGAGCAGAUUUUAAACCAUAGGUUGUGAUAAAAAAAAGCGAACAGCUCUUUACUCAUCAGAUACUGCUGCUAAAAUAUGGCCAGAAGGUUUCUUCUCAGCGAGAACGUGUGGGAGGCUGUGCUUGCACUUUAUUGUGAAUGGAGAGCUCACAUCUCACUCGUCCCUUUAUAAAACUGAACACAGCUCAGCUUAGGUUGUCUCCUAUAUCCUGUAUUUGAAAUUACGCCACGCUUUUCCGAGACAUUGUUUCUCUGCCUGAAGGGAAGACUUGGAGAUAUACCUUUUGGAUUUUAGAAAAAAUGAACUAUACUGCACACAACCUCUGUGCUUCUUUUCCCUUUCCACAGGAAGCAGAGCGGGAGGAGUUCUAUGAUGAGACCCGGAGGCUGUGCGACCUCCGACUUUUCCAGCCCUUCCUCAAGGUUAUUGAACCAGUUGGCAACAGAGAGGAAAAGAUCCUUAACAGAGAGAUCGGUGAGAGGUUCCUCUCUUCUCUCAGCGUUGUCAUUUUUUGUCUUAGCUAUUGUUAAAGGAUCCUGCAUUUAUCAGCCGAAUAUCAAUUUAAUUUUUAAGGUUGGCAAAUUACUGAUCAAUGUCUCAAGCUCUCAAGGGCAGUAUUUAAUAUCUGUUGGGAUAUGGAGAGACAGUGGAUUUGUGGAUAUCUCUGAACCUCAUGGUUGCGUGUGAUGAAAAGAUAUUGUGUUCCGGGCUGUUUCAGUGUUCAGAUUAUUGUUUUAGAAACUACAAACCAUAAGGAGAGACCUCAACACACCAGUACAGCUUUAAUUGUGUGCCUGACUCUGCUUUAUGUUCUGGUAGGUUUUGCCAUUGGUAUGCCAGUGUGCGAGUUUGAUCUCGUAAAGGAUCCUGAGGUUCAGGACUUCAGGCGAAACAUCCUGAAUGUUUGCAAAGACUCUGUGGAGCUGAGGGAUGCCAGCGGGCCCCACAGUAGAGCCCUGUAUGUUUACCCACCCAACGUAGAAUCCACACAGGAACUUCCCAAACACAUCUAUAGCAAACUGGACAAAGGUAUGCAGCCUCUUCAGUCUGUUUCCUUUUAGUGCGUCAUGAAUAAAAGACGAGAAAAGAGCAAAAUAGCUGCCCGAGUAAAGUAAAAGGUAUGUCUUUUAAAAUAAUAAUAAAGACAAAGAGAGCGCUAAGAGACAGCUGGAGGAAAACAGGGAGCCAGAGGUAAACAUUUUAGCCUCCCAUCAAUAUUUAAUCGCUGCCAUCCAGGCUGCACAAUAGAUGAGAGCUACAGUAAUGAGCGCGGCUGUCAAUGAAUUGAUUGUGCUGCUAUUAGCGUGAUGCUAUUGUGUUGAAACAAUGCUUUGAAAAGAGGACAGUGCUGAAUAAAUGCAGUCAAACCUUGGUAUGAAUGAAGGAGGGGGUUGUUUUUUUCGGCUGCUGCUUUAGUAAAAUUUGAUUUAUUGACUUUUUCUUUCUCAGCCUCCAUCACAAUCUGUGUUUCUCUCUCCUUAUGAAGGUCAGAUUAUUGUUGUGAUCUGGGUGAUUGUUUCUCCAAACAAUGACAAACAGAAAUAUACACUGAAGAUCAACCAUGACUGUGUGCCUGAACAGGUAGGGAAAACUUAAUACACAGUAUGAAUCAUGAGUCACUUUUGUUUUGAAAUUCAAUAUGAGGGGAUGAAAGCAUGUCUGAUGUAGGCUGCUGUGCAUGUAUCUCAACUUAAAGGUGAUUGCAGAGGCGAUUCGUAAGAAGACACGCAGCAUGCUGCUGUCCCCAGAGCAGCUCAAGAUGUGCGUGCAGGAAUAUCAGGGUAAAUACAUCCUCAAAGUUUGUGGCUGUGAUGAGUACCUGCUGGAAAAGUACCCCAUCAGCCAAUAUAAGGUAGGAGAUUCCACCUUGUGAGAGCCUUGCUGUUAAGUUAGAACUGUAUUAAAAAGUAUCUGGCUUCAUAACUGUUCUCAAUUUCCGAAUGGAACAAGAAAGGACAUGAUAAACGUACACCUCACACCUGCUGUUGAUCUGUAUGCUAUUCUAGGGCUGGGCGAUAAACUGAAAAUUUACAGAUACCGAAAUUCACGUCAAUAACUGACGUCAUUUUGCCCAUAUCAAUAUAUUUGGUGUCGAAAAAACAAAUAAAUGAAAGUUGGUUUUGGAUGUGUGUAGGUAGGCUAUGGUCACAUGUCCCUUUAAGACAUUGUCCUAUGUUGGAGACGUCAUUUCACCCCAUCUAGUCUGUAACUAAGAGGGAAAGACAGGUGAGGAGAUGGAGGACGGUUCAAAAGUUGUAGAGGCUGAAGUAGACGAAGUUAAUGAGGGAGGGGAUGAGCAGCUUGUUGAGUAGUUAUUGUCUAUUUAAUCGUUGUCGAGGUGAACUGCUCAAUAUAUCAUGAUAUUGAUUUGAGACCAUAUCGCCCAGCCCUAUUCUAGUUAGUGACUGUUUUUGGUUUGAUUUGCUGUCAUUUAGAAUGAGGAAAAUGUUUUUUUUACAAAUUGGUCCAAAGGGAAGAAAUAUUUAGCACCGUUUUCUCUGCUCAGAAUCUCUUGAACAAAACAAGACAACAGCACUAGUCUAUCAAGCAUUUUGGGAUUACUACUCAUAUGUUCCAAAGCUGAUAAGAAUGGAUCAGGCUCUGAGAUGACGCAUGUGUUUUUUACUCAAGUCAGCACCAGGAUACAGCCUAAGCUGGAUGAAUUUCAGAUUCGUUAUUCAUUUGAACCAAUCUGCAAUGGGUCAAAACAAGGUGUAGAAGAAUAUGUGCCCGCAGUGAGAGUCAGGAACAAUCUGGCGCCAGGUUAAGGAAAGAGAUAUGAACUGUCCCUGUUUGCUCCUGCAGUAGCUGGAAAAUGACCAAAUGGCAUCAGUAAUCACAGUUAUGCAUGGUGUAACUCAAGCAGCUCUGUACUUUGGUUCUCAUCGUCCUCCUGGGUUAUUCUUCUCUCCGUCUCUUACCUUCUAGUAUAUCCGUAGUUGCAUCAUGCUGACCAGGAUGCCUAACCUGAUGCUAAUGGCCAAGGACAGCCUGUACACCCAGUUGCCUACAGACAACUUUGUCAUGCCGUCAUACUCUCGACGCAUCUCCACAGCAACAUCCUACAUGAACGGAGAGGCAGCUGCCAAGUCACUGUGGACCAUCAACGGGACUCUGCGAAUACGAAUCCUGUGCGCCACUUACGUCAACGUGAAUAUACGGGACAUAGACAAGGUAGGGGCACACAAAGGGUUUAGAGAAGUGUACGCAAACACACCUGUGUCUGAGCUAAUCGAUCAAAUUUAUUUUAAUUUAAUGUUUGAAAUCAAGAACUGACAAAAAAGUCAUAUUUUCAAGCACUAUCAGCAGACUAUUUUCUCUGAAGUUGCUCCAUUCUCCAACUCUCUUACUCCCUAUGAAAACACACAGUCAGUACCCAGGUCUCAUGUAAACAGAGAGUUGAGUUAGCUCAUCCUGGCUUGCUGUCAUGAAUCAUUAGUGUAGAUGUAACCUGUCUCUGCAAAAGUGCUCGACUGCAUGCCUCUGAAGUGUAAAGGGCAUUUAACAUGACAGCUGUUACAUGCUAUUAAUUGUAUACUUCUAUGAUAACCUGACCUACAUACCAUUGUUUAUAACCUUACAGUGAAGAUAUAUGACAUGAUAUGGUUUAUGUAUUUGCCCUCGUUGUGUCUCUUUUAUAGAUCUAUGUGAGAACAGGCAUUUACCACGGAGGUGAGCAGAUGUGUGACAAUGUGAACACGCAGAGAGUACCCUGCUCUAACCCCAGGUAACGAUCCCCACACCUUUUAACCGCUACAAAAGCCCGUCAGUGCGGGCUCUUAUCAAAUUAGGUAGUGUGUGAGCUACAAAGGGCUGAAACAGUGAGAGUCAGGGAUUGUACCGUGACACUAAACUGCUGUAUUAUGUUACUGCUUAUCCAAACUUGGUCUUCUCUUAUGUCCCUGGAGAGGUUCGAGGAAUGCUGUCAAUACUGUUCUGUAUGUGUGAGGGCAAAAAUGUUAAAUAGGUUGACAUUUCAUCCCUGUUUUUCAGCAGUAUAAGAUAUCUGACCUUUAGUUUUGUGCCUUUUUAAGCACUUAAGAUAUACUGUACAUCAGAGCUCAAAGUGGCACAUCUCCCUUUUAGGAUUUCUACCACUCGUCCUGUUUGCCUAAAUUUGGUUCUUCUUGUUUGUCCCUUUCGAACCGAUGACAAUCUGUAUGUCUUUAUCCUUCACAGGUGGAAUGAGUGGCUCACCUACGAUAUGUACAUCCCAGAUAUACCCCGCGCCGCCAGACUCUGCCUCUCCAUCUGCUCUGUCAAGGGCAGGAAGGGAGCCAAGGAGGUAGGAUAUAAAGCAGGGAAGGAAAUGACUCUGCACUGCAGCUUUAACAAAUAACAUGAACUCCGCUUGCAUAACAGGAAGUGUUUUACUAGGCCAUUUGAAAGGAACCACUUUCAUUUUUUUUUUGAACAGGAAGAAAAGUAGAGCAGUGAAUGCAGGUUCUGAAUAAGUCAAACAACUGAACAGUGUCCAACUCAAGCAAAUCCCCGUACAUCAUAGCAUAAAAUCAUACGAACACCAUUGUUAGUAUUUGCUAUUUUAAAAAGCCACAGUUGUCUCAGACUAAAGAUAGCAAAGAGCAGGUGUCCAGAUCUUUUAACACCGACAUGCUAACCCAUCCCACAGGGACCUCACUGUCCAUAGUAUGGGUGCCUGCUGUGUGUGAACUGACCCUCCUCUUUGAAUCAGUCUGGGUUUAAGUGUCGUCGCUGAAUGGGAGCCGCGGUAUCGUCUUUGGUUCCGUUUAAUUACUAAUCAGUCAUUGACGGCGUGGUGGCAGACAACAUCAACAGAAACCGUAUCAGCCAAAGGGACUUUUCCAUUCAUGUGAGGAUAUACGACUAUAUGCUUGUGGAAAGCCACAUCGAGUUCUUCCCUCUAAAGUUUUACUAUUUGAACUCAUGACUCUGUCUGCAGAAAAAAACGUUCUCAUAUAAUUCAAGAUUCAAACUAGGGCUGUAAAGGGAAGUUCCAAGUAAAUAUGAAACUUAGUAUAUUCUAAUAUUGUACUUUAUAUUUAAAUCAGUUAUUCUUUUAUGGAGCGUGACAUGUAGUUAUUUUAUGCACUCGGUUUGAAUGAAGUUUAUAACAGCGUGGACAUUUAUCUCCAUGUUUAGAGCUCUUGCUAUACACUCAAUCAAACACUUGACAAACACCCACACUCAUUGAUUUUUCUUCCAUCUCUCUCUGCGGUUGAAAAGAUGGAAGACAGCGAUAGUGUGGAGAGUAUCACUGAGUGCCACACAUGGAUAUUGUAACAGACACCUUGGGGGAUGAGCCUUGUCCCAUUACGCGCCAUGCUAGGCGAGGUCAGGUUAGCGGAUGUUCUUUCAUGCCUCGCCUGAAUUAAAGAUAAACACUUCUCAACAGCAGCCUUUUGUUCCAGCACUUACUAUAAAUAGGUGCAUUUUGACUAGCUGUCUGCAUGUAACUCUGUCCGCCUCGCUGUGUUUGCCCUUCGUCACCCCAGUCCCAUUGUUAGCCCGUAGUAAAGACUUACUCUAGCAUUGAGAUGUUAUCUUAAACAUUCCCUUAGCCUUUGUGUAGGUUAACAUGUAUGCUGUCGAAGAAGUGCUGCUGUUUAGGGAAUGAUUGUACAGAAUUAUAAGGUAGAGUGACUUGACAUUCCCUUUUGCACCAAUUAGGUGGCUGAUAAUACAUCAUACAUCAGCAUUCAGACAGACAAAAUCUGACUUGCCAACACUGAAUGAUUUUGGGCGUCUUCUCAUGACUGUUUUAGGUGUAUUCCUGAAUCUUUAUAAAAGGCUUUUAAAGAAAUAAAAAAGAGUAAUGAGCUAUUAAAUCACACAAACAUCAUCUCAGAUGUAAGCUCACUUCAGAAAAUCAAAAGAAUUGUUUUUAAAUCUUCAGGCAGCCAGAUGAAGUUUAUUUCUCUUAUGAUGCGAUAUGAUGCGAUACAUGAUAACACGCAGAAGGAUGCAUGCAUUUGCAAAAAAACAACCCAUUUACCCAGAGACUUGCUUACAAAUAACAACCACAAAGAACUAAUCCCUGCAGUUCCCUGUUUGAGACGACACUAGGUAUAGACUGCACAGAGGAUAUGAUAUCCUACAGAAGAGGAUCAAUAAUAUGAUUAAUGUCAGUAUUUUUGCCCCUCUUCUAAGUGACUUGUUGGUUGCAUUUUGUUGUUCAUCUCCAUGUGAUAAACCUCAUCAAACAUCAUCUAUUGCUGGAUGGUGGAAGGUCAUGUUUUUCUCUAUUUCUCCGUGUAAACUGUUACCAUGCUGUUGUAUCCAUCGGCCAAUAUGUGAAAUCUAAACAAUGUUGAGAUAACCUGUCUCAGUCAGCAGACACUGAGUUUCCGCUGCAGUAAUUGAAACUGUGUAAGAUGGUACCACACACAAAUCACUCUCAGGAUUCAUAUGUAAUGUAUAUUACUAACAAAUUGCACAUGGGCCUCGUAAUACAUAACAUAUCAACUGAAAGAGAUGGCAACAAAGUGAAGCUAACGCACGACCCCCACAGCUUCAAGAAGGCUGCACAAUCGUAUAUCACAAGUCUCUGAACUGUUUGCUUAAAAAACCUCAUGAUUUUAUUCUCUAUCUGUGUUUGUUCCAAUUUUGGGCCGUCUGACAUCUCUCUUUCUCUUCUCUUUCUCUCAGGAACACUGCCCCCUAGCUUGGGGUAACAUUAACUUGUUUGACUACACUCACACUCUGGUGGCCAACAAGAUGGCUCUGAACCUCUGGCCUGUCCCUCAUGGUCUUGAGGACCUCCUUAAUCCCAUAGGAGUCACUGGAUCCAACCCCAAUAAGGUAUUCAGACAUGUAAUUUUUCUGUGUUUGCUCAGCUCUGUAGCAGGUUAAAUACUGUUAGCUAAACCAAACAUACCUGUCACAUACAGGAAACCCCAUGUCUGGAGCUGGAGUUUGACCACUUUAGCAGUCCAGUCAAAUACCCAGAUAUGAAUGCAGUGGAGGAUCAUGCAAACUGGACCAUCUCAAGAGAACUGGGGUUCAACUACAACCUCUCUGGACAGGUAAUUACCGGCCUACUGGUCUCAUACAAGUUGGUUAAAUCAGUUCCAUGAGUUUUUGUGUUAUGUCUGUAUAUCUGUCAAGAAGGUCUCAUGGGAAUCUCCUUGAAUUUUGUUCACUCAAAGUUAGCGAUGCUUUGAUUAGAUUGUGAUAUUUGAAGGUAGAGGUUGUGUUGAUUCUUGAUUCUUAUAUCAGAGAAGGAGUUUAUUCAUAAGCCAUCCUAUGAACCCUGAUUACUCCCUGGCUGCAUCUACCUUUAAUAGUAAACACAAGUAGACUGCAUUGUAGAGACUGUAGUGAUUCUUUUAUGUUUGAAACUUUAAUGCAUGUGGCACGUAAACUGAGUCCUCAAAGACCACCAAAUUAAAACAAAAACAAAUUGACUUCAAAUACCUGAAUUUUAAAAAGCAUAUGAGUUUAACUAAUGUGCUGCACAAAUACAGCGAAUAAGUUUGACUAUUUAUGGUGUUUAAAGUAUGUUUUCAUAGAUAAAUAUUGCUCAGACAGUUUUUUUUUACCAAGUUGAGGUAAGGUGCUGAUGAAUUUGUAUGAAUUUUAUCAGACCCUGAUGUUGCGUGUGAUAAUUUGACAUGGACUUAUGAGACCCUGAUGAAGGGUGUUAUGUCCUUGUUUAAGGCUCCACAUUUAACGACACCAUCUGCUAAAUGAGUGCUGAUAGUAGAGUGUAAUUAAUGGAAGCAGAUACACUAUGUUUGAUGUGUAAAACACCAUGUCUAAUUAUAGAUCACUGGGAUCUUUUAUUAGAAAGUGCGAGAGGAGUGAGUGAGGUGCUUGAUGAAGGUUGUAAAUUUUCAGCCAAACAAAAGUCUGUAAAAGUUUGUUCGCGACUCGCAGUGUCCUCUGUAAACCGAGAUGACCCCCGACUCUUCAUGUGACUCAGGAAUGCCACUGUGCCCUGUUGUGUUCAGUUAUUUAUGAUGGUGUUGAUGAUGCUGCCUUAUCAGAUUUCUUGGCGAUGUUUGGCACGACAUCGCCAUCGCGGCUUCUGAUGUGAGAGGAUGUGAGCGGUGUGAGACGACACUUUGGGUUAUUCAUGAUGUGUGUGUCAAAUGUGACAAGUGCCAAACCAAAUACAUGGUGUGAUGAGAAUUUAUCAAACAUAUCAUUAGACUCAGACGUGGCCAUCAGACUGGAUGACCUUAUUUCAUCUGAGGCUGAAAACGGAAUUCAAACACAUUUUUAUUUCUAGGAAGAUAAUCAGGCAAUUAAAAGAAUAUUUAAUGCUCUUUGCUUUCCCAGAAAAGAGACUCACAAAUCUAUGAUUAGCAUUUACUGUAAUGGUUGUAAGAGCCUGAGCUAUAAACGGAUGCGCACAGCAUCUGGCUGCAUUACUGUCCAGCUGUGCUCCUGCUCUGUCCCAGUUUCAGUGUCUGCUGGAAACAUUACAGAAGUGAAGUAUGGAUAAUGUGCAGAGCCAUACUUAUCAAAAGUCAUCAAUAUAUUUGCAGUGUCACGGAUUACCGAUAAAUCGGCCGAUUUUUUAAAAUUUUUGAUUAAGUUAUAAAAAAUGUAUAUAUACUGUAGAUAUACUGUAGGCUCCACGCCGACAGAAAGACCGACUGAUCAAACUCGGACCAGAAAAGCGUUUUCAACUACCCCACCCCACCCCACCCUCGCCGAUCGGUGCCUCUGCGUCUUAACCCACGUUACUCAUUUCCGGUCCGGUCUCAUCUGGAGACAUGCAGCUGCCUCAGUAAGAGAAGUAGCUCGAUCACGUCAUGUGUACUGAUGUUUAUUCUACCGUUACUGGCACGGCUAACAGUGUCGCAAGGCUAAUAGCUGAUGGCUAACUCUAACUUUAGCUUGCAUAUUACAUAGUGCUUCACCGUUAACUCGGCGUGACCGAGACCAGCACAGCGGGGAACAUCGUGAAGUGGGUUGAACUGAAACUUGUUGACUUAUUGUGAAUUUCACAAACUGGUUUAUUCACCGUUGGGGCGGACCACUCUCCUCCGUGCGUCCCUGAGCUGCUUCUGAUCCGUCACUCUGCUGCGCUGUGAGGUAGUUAGUGGAUGAAGAUUGUCAUGAGGUCGCUGCGCCAUCUACAGGAUAAGUCGGGGGGACUUUUCAAAUGGCGGAACAUUUUCAAAGUGAAACCGAAUCUUAUUCUCCGCAUUUUAUCUCUGAAAAUAUCGGCGAAAAUCUGCGAGUUUUGGCUGAUUACCAAUUAGUCUCAAACUGGCUAAAACUGGCCGAUUUAAUCAGCUCGCCGAUGCAUCGGUCGGGCCCUAGUUAAGAGCACAAAUACACAUAAGCAGCAUAUUGCAUUGUGUUCCUUCAGCAACAUCUCUAUCUCAUAUGAAAUACACACACAGCUUCUCUGAGAGUUUAUCCUCGAUCAUUAACUUUGAUUUUUUAUUGAUUUUUGUCUGACUGUAUUUUUGUUUUUAUCUGCAGCUUGAUGAUGAAUUUGUAAUUUUUAUGUGUACUCUAAAUGCUCUUAUGGGGAGUCUUUGGGCUUUAAUGUAAUCGACUGAAAUUCAUAUUGAUGCCUUUUUAUGACACAGUAAAACAAAUGACACCAUCACCAGUUUUUUACUGUAAUUUUUAAUGCCUGGAGCCGCUGAGAGUGGGUAGGUGUCAGUGGAGCAGCUGGAGAAAUAACCUUGUUUUUAUAGUUUUCGCAUAAAAUAUUCAUGAUAAAUGGUUGAUCGUGAAAAUUCAGCAGGAUAAAAUUUUGUAUUUUUUCCAGAAGACACUACCUGAGUGUGCAGAGGACAGGAUAGGGACAAACUGCUCUGUCCACAGGGGUGCCAGACUGUUUACAGCUCAUGGUUGAUAUCUUUUUAGUCUCUGUAAGGACCUUUAAGUUGGUGUCAGUUAUUUUCUUCUUAGUUAUCAGACAGAAUAACAUGAAAGAAAAUAGAGAGUAAGAACAGACAGAAUAGAGUCAAAGUCAAUUUCCAGUGUACCCUUUGUGCUCAUUUGGAACUGUUGCCUAACCCUUUAUGAAACAUGACGGCUGAAAUUUGUGUUACGAGAUGAUAAAACUAGAGCGAAGUUUCUGUUUGUUGCAGGACUAACAUCAAUGAUUUACAUAUGGCUCAAAUGUGGCAUGUGGUUUCAGUCUGAGUUAAGCCGGAGAGCUUGACCAUAACGUGUUGAUUUAUUUAUGAGGUUAAUGUGGUCUGUUGAGUAAUGCUUUAUCUGUAACUUGAUUUGUGUCAGAAAACUUCUCUAACAGUAAUGGGUCUUAAUGGAUUACAACUGUUAAGGCUCCAGGCGGGACCGUCGCUCUGACUCCAUGUUUUGCUUUGUUUUAUUGCCGCGCAAAAUGUGGAGUUUUGCAGUAACCAGACAGCCGGCAUGUUAGUUAUGACAUGUUUUGUUAUGAAGUGAUAAGAUUUUUUUUUCUGCCUGAUGUGUUUCAGAGCAACCGAGUUGCCAGAGAUCACGCCCUGACAGAGAGCGACACUGAGCAGCUCAGACAGCUGAGUAACAGGGACCCUCUUUCAGAAAUCACUGAGCAGGAGAAAGACUUCCUCUGGAGACACAGGUAACAGAAACAGUAUUAUACAAUGAUGGUGGCUGAUCAGUCAACAGACAAGAAGAGUUAAAACACUGCAAAUAUCGUCAACAUAUAUAUAUAUUGAUGCCACAUGCUAAAUAUGUACAUAAGUCAGAAUACCACCCAUUAAAAGUAAUGUAUUACUCAAUAUCUAGCUGAGCAAAAGUACAAUUUCCAAAGUUUUGACAAAGCUGAGUUUAACAUUUUAUUUACCAUAGGAUGAAAAUAAGGGUGAUAUGGUAACUAAAAUUUAGUUUAGCUCCCAGGACUUUUAUUGGAGUGUACAUUUUUGCAUCCUGAUUUUAAAUUGAAAAAAUACUUUUUUAGAUGCAACUUAAAAAAUCUUGUUUGCAAUCAAUGGCCUACAUUUGGGGGGGGGGGGGUGUUUUGUUGUAUAGUCUGACAUAGAAAAUGUUGAUUUUGAAAGGAAGCUAAAGGUUUUCUGACAACUCUGAAGGGGUGUACUUAUGCUGAGCACCGUAUAGUCUGGGACACACUGUAUUUUUUCUCACCCUUCUUUUUUUCGUCACAGGCACUACUGCAUGAAUAUCCCUGAGAUUCUUCCCAAGAUCCUUCUUGCUGUGAAAUGGAACUCCAGGGAUGAAGUAGCACAGGUAAAUAUACCUGCCAUGCUGUUGUUAAUAAUGACUGUCUCAUAAAACUCACCUGACCUUGAGUCUCCUGAACGAGAGCACCUGUAGGUAAAAGAAAACAUCUUCUACUUCUACUUCUCUCAGUGGUUUAGAAAAGUCGUUUAACUUGAACCUUUUGAAAGAUGGAAAUACAAGUUUGAAUUAAAAAUGCACUUCCCAUUAAGUCUGGUACUUUGCUUUGGCUUGCAGAGGACACUACUGCAUCUCUUGCAACAGGACCGCACACUUGUACUAAAUUUGUAUUUAUGUAAUAAAUGUACAAAUAAGUGUAUGAAGAAUUCUGGUUUAUUUUUUUUUUGGCUCUGUGUGCCUCCAGAUGUACUGCCUGUUAAAGGAAUGGCCGUCUAUCCGUCCUGAGCAGGCCAUGGAGCUGCUGGACUGUAACUAUCCAGACCCCAUGGUCAGGCACUUUGCCGUCCGCUGUCUGGAAAAAUACUUGACUGAUGACAAACUGUCCCAGUACCUCAUCCAGCUUGUGCAGGUAGGACUAAUGGAAAACUUGGGUUGUUGGCUGGAAUAAAGGACUGAGAAAAAAGGAGCAUAUUGAGAGACUAAGACAAACCCAGACCCGUGCUCUCUUCAUAGUAGCUUUCUCUAAUCCUUGACAGACAGUCAGAUAGUCUCAUAACUGUCAGAAAGCAGCUUUUAUUUGGACUGUUCAUUUGUGCUGAAAGAUUUCUGAUCUCUGAUGCCAAAAGCUUUGUUCAAAGCUUGGUCAAGGCUUCAUAGAGUCUGAAACGAGUUAUCUGAUCCUUUUCCAUUUGUGCUUUCUUCCCCUCUCUUUCUUUCUUUCUUUCUUUCUUUCUAUGCUAGGUAUUAAAAUAUGAGCAGUAUCUUGACAAUCCCUUGGCCCGUUUUCUCCUCAAAAAAGCCCUGACCAAUCAAAGGAUAGGCCAUUUCUUCUUCUGGCAUCUCAAGUGAGUCACCCUCCAGAUUUCAGACAUGCCUUCCUUUCUCUUCCUCCAUCUAAAAGGCCAAAAGCCCACCCUGUCUCCACGCUUCUCACUCUCUGCCUCCCCCUCCUUGUCUUCCUCUCAGGUCAGAAAUGCACAAUAAAACUGUGAGCCAGAGGUUCGGGCUGCUGUUAGAAGCUUACUGCAGGGCCUGCGGCAUGUACCUCAAACACCUGAGCAGGCAGGUAGAGGCCAUGGAGAAACUCAUUAACCUCACCGACAUCCUGAAACAGGAAAAGAAGGAUGAGACGCAGAAGGUAAGGAGGGCAGCAGCACUCACACUCACACACAGAGACAGAAUCACCUGCACUAUGUCCUCAGUUAUUCCUCUUGCCUUUAAAACUGUUUGGAAUUUGAUUUGCUGAGAUGCACCUGAGCCUCACUUAUUGCCUCAUGCUUUGCUGCCACUUGUAGUGUUUGCUCAGAUGAAAGUACAAUAAACAACAAUAACACAGCAUAAGAUAUGCAGGACGGAUAAACAGUUAAAAUAUAUUCUCUCAUGCGUAAAGAAGUUGUCUGUUCUUUUAUAAGUUUAACACAAUUUAUGGUUAAAGUAGCGUCUGCGAAGAACUUUAGAUUUAAACAGAUGAACAUCUCUUAGGUGAGGAAAAAAAACAUGAUGUUGCUUCUCAGAAAACAGCUGGUUUAAUUUUACUCCACCGCACUCCGCAUUUGUUGCAUGAGCUGUGAGGAACAAGAGGAACAAGAGUGGAGUUUAUUUUUGUUUUGUUGUCCUGUCUCAAGAAGACGUAAGAGAUUUACUUUUAACAGGAUUCUCACGCAAGUAUGGAAAGUAUGGAAGUGAUUGGAUUAAUUUCCAGGUCUUCAAAAGUUUGAAAUGAAAAAAAAAGUAUGGACAAAUACGUAGGUCUCCAGACUGUUAUCAAGGGUAAAAAAAUACAGUUUUUCUAAGAUAGCAAAGUGUUUUUUUCUAAAAAUAAUUUUCAAAAGUGGGGUAUGGAGAAGUAUGGAAACCCCAACUUUGUAGGAACCCUUUUAAGUAAUUUAACAAAACCUUUCUGGUAAAGUUUUUGUUUUUGCAGGCUUUGUAGAGAGCGUAGAAUAAUUAGGUAACAGCAGACCAUCAGUUUGUCAUAAAGGGAAAUGCUACCCCUCUGCUUUGAAACACCAAGUGGGUUGGUGGCUUUUUCCGCAUGACACAUAUUCAUGAAACACGAUCACUUAAGCAUAAAAACGUCACUAUUGCAUCAGUUUUCAGUUGACUGAUGGCCGCUUUGUCAAAUUCAUAAUUUAUCGUCACGGCCAGAACAGCACACAAAGCAGCUUUUCCUUGAAGGAUGUUUGUGCAUGUGGUUGCAUUCACGCACAUUAAUGUGAAAAGUGCUUUUGUGUCUUGUGGAGGUCCAGAUGCGGUUUCUUGUGGACCAGAUGAAGAGACCGGACUACAUGGAUGCCUUGCAGAACUUCACCUCGCCACUCAACCCUGCGCAUCAACUGGGAAACCUGAGGUUGGAAGUAGUUGUUGAUAAGUGGCAUGUGUAUUAGUGGAUCUGUGCAGUGGUUUUGUGCGAGUGACUGAUUGUCCUGAUUUCUCCGUGCGCAGGUUAGAUGAAUGCAGGAUCAUGUCGUCAGCAAAGAGGCCACUGUGGCUGAACUGGGAGAAUCCUGACAUCAUGUCUGAGCUGCUCUUUCAGAACAACGAGAUUAUCUUCAAAAAUGGAGAUGGUAACACUCAUGAACUUGCAUGGCGUGUUAAACCUUGUACUUCAUUUCUGUCUGAUCCUGUAAAUACGUUUCUCUGAACUGUGUGCCUAUAAUCUGUCAGUAUUAAUAACUUUAAGUGUCUCUAUUGUGUGUGUGUUUCUGUUGCAGACUUGCGGCAGGAUAUGCUAACAUUGCAGAUUAUCAAAAUCAUGGAAAAUAUCUGGCAGAAUCAGGGACUGGAUCUGCGGUAGCGCUCUUUCUCCUUUUAUCACAUCUGUUUUUAUUUUCUCUCUGCUGUAUCACUCGCUUCAGUUUAUUCAUCCUCUAAUACUCUCUACCUCAGUGCACAGCGGCUUAAGAGUGUCUGUUUUGUGUGUCCUCAGGAUGCUCCCCUACGGCUGUCUAUCAUUAGGGGACUGUGUGGGCCUUAUUGAGGUGGUGCGCAGCUCCCACACGAUCAUGCAGAUUCAGUGUAAAGGAGGCUUGAAAGGAGCUCUGCAGUUCAACUCAAACACGCUGCAUCAGUGGCUAAAGGAUAAAAACAAGGGCGAGAUGUGAGUGCUCAUUUUUAGUGCAUCUUUGCAUCAUUACACAGCUAUGAACAGUCUGUAUGGAUGCAGAGUGAACUGGACCUCAAAGGAAAUACCACGUCACUAAAAUGUGGUUUUAUUGAAGAGGAAUAACCAGUUUACUUCUGCCUCCUUUUGUUUCAUUUUUAAAGGGAUAUUCCGGCGUAAAAUUAAUUAAGGGUCAAACACACGGUAACACCGAGUUAGACGCCUCCUUGAGAGAUGAGUGUUGCCGACCGUUUGCUUCUCUAGUUAUACCAACUUUGGUAACAACUGCAUGAUAGCAAUACACAGCGGUCUCAGGAGCCACGUGCUCAACCAACACGCCACUCUAUAGCCACAAAUAAUGCUCAGAACAGCACCUAACUUCUUCAACAGUACAUAUAGGGUCCUAGCCACAGUACUAGCCACCAAAGAUCUUUUUAGCUUUGCCUAAUUUCUUUAACAAAGAGACCAAACACAACUCACCUACUCUCUUCCAGCAGCCACUUGUUUGUAGCGAGACCUCAGACUUGUCCAUCACCAACUGCAGUGGAGUUUCGCAGCCCAAGGAAGAACAUUUAUGAUAAUUUCUUCUUGGAAAUGCAAUCAGACCAAGACUCUAAGGCAGAAGAACUACCGCGUCUGCAGUGCAAAAUGAUAAUUAUGGUGAUUAUUACUUUUAGGAAAUGAUAAAGAAAUGAUCAUAAAUGUUCUUCCUUGGGCUGCGAAACUCCACUGCAGUUGUUGAUGGACUAGUCCGAUGUCUCGCUACAAGCAAGUGGCUGCUGGACGAGAGUAGGUGAGUUGUGUUUAGUCUCUUUGCCAAAGAAAUCAGGCAAAACUAAAAAGAUUUUUGAUGACUAGUACUAUGGCUGGGACCAGUUAUAGGUGCUGUUCUGAGCAUUAUUUGUGGCUAUAGAGUGACUUUUUGGUUGAGGUUUGGUUGUGUGUUGUGUGUAUUGCUAUCCCGCGGUCGUUACUAAAGUUGGUAUCACUAGAGAAGCAAGCAGUCAGCAACAUUCAUCUCUCGACGGGGUGUCUAACUCGGUGUUACAGUGUGUUUGACCCUAAAUGAUUUUUACGCUGGAAUUUCCCUUUAGAUCUCUAUAUAUAUAUAUAUGAGACAAUAUAUGUUGUCUCAUCGAAUGUGUGUUUGGACAGGUACGACCUGGCUGUAGAUCUGUUCACAAGGUCCUGCGCUGGCUACUGUGUAGCUACAUUUAUCCUUGGGAUUGGAGACAGACACAACAGCAACAUCAUGGUGAAAGAUGAUGGACAGGUAACUCACAUGAUCUCGCCUUUGCUUGUCGGUGUACAAUAUAUAUGUUGUCUUUAGAGGGAGUAGGUCUGUGAGAGUGACUGAACUUUGACUCCCUGCUCUCUUCCAGUUGUUUCAUAUAGACUUUGGCCAUUUCCUGGAUCAUAAGAAAAAGAAGUUUGGAUACAAGAGGGAGCGAGUGCCCUUUGUACUGACACAAGACUUCCUCAUCGUCAUCAGCAAGGGAUCUCAAGAGUGUGCAAAGACCAAAGAAUUUGAAAGGUACUGCAACAUCUGCUCUUUUCUCAUCAUACUUUCUGUAGUUUUUUUCUUUUAUCUGGGACCAACAAAUACUGCCAAAAAAGGUUUUAAAGGGUCGGUUUCUUUGAAUAGUUUAAAACAUUUACUUCCAUAGUCAGUCCAAGAGGCCAAAUAUGAUUUGACUUUGGCGAUGCAUUAAAAUGGAAAAUAAGUCUGGGUACAUGCAGUUACAGCUCACAUUACAGUGGGUUUUUCUCGACUCACUUCUCUCUGUUGGGCAAGUUUACACUCAACUUGCCCAACUUACCCAACCAUGCUAAGCAGCCUGAGAACUCUGAGACCAUUUUGCAUCACUGCCUUAUUGUGGAGAGAGACAGAGAGAGACAGAGAGAGAGAGAGGAGAGUGAAAGAAACACAAAACACAGAAAGAGAAGAAAAUUUUAAAAAAGAAAGAAUAAAUCUUCUUUCCUGUGUGGGAAGAUCUUCUGUGGCAUGUUUCACCAAAUUUUCUACAGGCAUCUGCAGUUUUACGAUAGUCAUGCCAGUACCUUUUUUCUUCUUCCUAUUUUUUUAUUAAAAUCACUGACUGUAAAGAGAGAGGACACUCCGGCUCCAUUUCUGCCUGUUGUGUAAUAUGAAGCCAAAACACUUCCUCAGGCAUAUUGCACUUGUGCAGCCAAGGCAUGCACUGAAGUGACCGGGCUAAUGGAGCUGUGAAGCUGACGUCAGACCCUUUUCUGCAAACCUGAACACCAAUUUGACUUCAACUAAAACUAGCGCCCCGCGGGGCACCAACCGGCCUGAGCUUCGUCGUGCUUUAUGAUGUCCAUUUUUGUAGACAGUCUAUGAUUAAAACAAAUUGUCGACUUUUAAGUCAUGAAUUUACUCGUAGCUUGUAUGAAAAAGCAGUUAGUUUGUUUAAACUUUCUUCUUCUCUUGUUUUUAUCCUUAUUUUAUUUCUUUUAUUUUUAUUUUGUAUAUUUUUAUUUUUAUUUUAUAUAUUUUUUCGAACAUGUGCGUGCAACAAAAGGACAUGAACUGAAAACAAACAAACAAAACCAUUAAGAAUAUUCCAAACAACAAUAAAAAUAAUCAAAGCAAAAAAAUAAAUAAAAAUACUAAUAAUAAUGCGAACCCAACAUGUCUGAAAAGGAGUAGGAUGAAGCAUGAUGCUUAUUUAAACCCACCACUUCUCCGCUACUCAAUUAACAGUCAGUCUCUCCAACAUAUUGACAUUAUAUUUACAAAAAUAGAAAAUAAAUAGAACAUAAAUCCGUCUAAUUUUCCCUCUCACAUUCCCUUUUCCAUCUCACUCCAGGUUCCAGGAGAUGUGUUAUAAAGCGUACCUGGCCAUCCGUCAGCAUGCUAACCUCUUCAUCAACCUGUUCUCCAUGAUGCUGGGCUCCGGCAUGCCUGAGCUGCAGUCGUUUGACGACAUCGCCUACAUCAGAAAGACUCUGGCUCUGGAGAAAAGCGAACAGGUAAUAAAGUCUUCCCUUUGCUCAUAUCCUCUUUGUUCUGAUUCUAUUCUGGGGUCUUGAGAUAGCGUCUCAUACUUUGUGCUUUCAAAAGACUCCGCAGCAUUGUCUGAUAACGUAUCUCCUUUCUUUAUCGCGUCUGCUGUCCGUAUAGGAGGCAUUGGACUACUUUAUGAAACAGAUGAAUGAUGCUCACCAUGGAGGAUGGACCACUAAGAUGGACUGGAUAUUUCACACAAUAAGACAGCAUGCACUAAACUGAUCUUCUGCACACACACUGAAACCCACCAGUCCCGCCGUGGAGGAUUCUGUCAAACAGCUGUUCGUCUCACACCAUGCAGCAGCACUUGUCCUUUAAGGAAUUUCACUUUUCCAUUACUGCUGUCUGCGGUUCUGAGAGUUUGCAGCUUUUUUAUUUUAAUAUACCAGCACCACUUUUGUUAAUCCGAACGAGGUUUCUGUUAUCUGUCUGAUCCGGAAGAUGCUCUGACAUACCGUACCGUCCUCAUGAAUUUGUGCCCUACCCGUCCGAUGCUCGCACCCUUCGCGUCUAUGCUUCCUCUUCCCCCCCAAGGAAAAACAAACUGGGUUGAAAAGUUCACUCAUAACCCCGCUGCUCUUGUGGAUCAUUCCGACAAAAACAGCACGAAGAUGUUUUUUUCUGCCAAUCUGAAAAUGUAGCCACAACGCGUGUUCAUCCUGCUGCUCUUCUGCUGUAUCAGUGCUGCACUGUGGCUCCACCCCAAGGACGGAAGUGCUGGAAAACUUAUUUCGAUUUCCCGUCAGCUAAGAAGACAGAAGGCACAAGGAACUGUCUGAGUUAUCUUACAUGAAAAAAAAAAAAGGAGUUACUCUUCUUUAUAGAGUGCAGGACCACUGGAGUAUGAGAACAACGAUGUUGACCCCCCUCUGCACAGUCUUCCACCAUGUUUAUGGUGAAGCUCUCCCCAUCCUCGUGAGGAAAAUUCAAGAGGAAAAGUCUCGGGGUUGUUUUGCACAGCCCCAAACUCUCCAACAGCCUCAAGGAAAAAGCACUCCACCACUUGGGAACAGAUGUUGGUGGUGCAGCUUACGUUUUCAGGGUGAUGAUGCCUCUCUAUCAAUAUGAAAAAAAAAACAAACAGCACUUAGAUACACAAGAAUAAUUUACAGAUUUAUUAUGACUUUUUAAAUUUAUUUAUGUAUCUAGUUUCUUUCAGUUUCUACUCAAGCAAGAAUUAACUCUCCAGAAACACAAUCUCGUGCUGUAAAUAUAUAUGUAUUCGUCUUUUGUGUUCGGGUUUACAUAUUUGCUUCCUUCCACUGUCUUCGGGCCAUGAGUGCAACAGCUUCACCUUAUUUUGAAAAUCUGCCGAUGCCUUUAUUUUUCGCUCGACACGUCUUUAGAGUCAAAAAAUCUCAUCUGAUUUUAUCCAGAGAAGACCAAUUGUUUUGUUUGGGACUAUUUUCCAGUCCUACUUGGAAUUCAGAAACAUACUCGUUUGGGGGAAGCAGAACAAGAAAAAAGUGAAAGUGCCAAUCUGAAGUGUUCUGAAUGAUGGGACCUAUUUUAAGCCUCUGGCUGUCUGUUUUGACUGUGAGCAGAGACCCGGGGGAAUGUCACGUCUUCCUGUUGAUAAAAUGCCUUGGCGUCACAGCACAACAUCUACAACAAUGCACACCGCUAUGCCCCACACCGCUAUGAGUAGACCCACAGUUUUAUUUCUGUUUACAACUCUGUAAGAUUGAUAAUCAUGUCCCUCAUUUUAGCGCCUUUAAUGUGACUCCUAGAAAAAAGUGCUUUUUAACUCGUGUUAAUUAUACAUUUUUUAGGUUGUUUUAUCUCUGAGCUCAUGACCCUGGCAGCAUUUGAGCCAUACUUCCUGCUGCCAGGUCCUUUUAAAGCCAUGUUUUUUUAAUAUUGCAGUUUCCUCGACAGGAACAUGACAGUACAUGUAGCUUAUUCCAACACCUGAAGUGGGAAUAUGUGAAAUGACAGUCAGUGCAUCUUAAGUGGAUUAAGCAGAGCAUCUUUGCUGGACUGAAAUUGAGAGAUUGAUUGUAAGAAUUCUAAAAAAAAAACAACAAGUCACUACCUUUGUUUGGUCAGAUGACUGAGAAUUACCUUUAAAUGGAAGUAGACCUCAUCACUUGCUACUCCUCCCACAGAUCAGCAGUAGGCUCUGUUUUCCAGCUUGAUUUUGUCUUACAACAAGACAUUACAGAGACCAUAGAGAAGGGUUUACACUGACGUUAUGAACCCUGAAGUUAUGGUCAAAAUUUCAGCAAAAAAGAGACAUGAAUUCAGUGCAUUUUAUCCGCUUUUUAACAUCUGUGUCCUUUUGUUCUUCCACAUCUGAACCGUGCUAGUAAGUUUUAGCAGUCUCUAACAGUGUUGGGGAACAUUGCAUCCCGGGUAUGUAAGAAUAACCCGCUACUUUGAGCCACAAGCAGGCAGCCAAGUGUAGUAUGGGCGGGCGGGUGAGUUAAUGAACCAUUUAUAUUCCCCUGGAUUAAUGUGUGUAAAGUGUUUAAUGGACAGAAAUAGAGAGUGAGAUUUUAAUGUAGAUUUACUUCAAGUUGCUUUUUAGUUUUGCUUUGUCUCUAAGUCAAACUAUAGCUGUCAGAAAGUUUUACCAAGAACUUUGAAUGGUAGUAAACUAGGGCUGGGCGAUAAACCGAAAAUUUACAGAUACCGAAAUUUAUGACAAUAACUGACGUAAUUUUAUUCAGUCACAAAAAAUAAAUUAAAGUUGGUUUUGGAUGUGAGUAGGUCGGCUAUGGUCUAAUGUCCCUUUAAGAUGCUGUCCUACAUCAGAGACAUGACUUCACCCCAUUCAGUCCAAAGAGGGGGAAGACAGGUGAGGAGAUGGAGGACGGUUCAAAAGUUGUAGCGGCUGAAGUAGACGAAGUUAAUGUGGGAGGGGCUGAGCAGCUUGUGGAGUAGUUAUCGUCUAUUUAUCAUUAUCGAGGUGAACUGCUCAAUAUGUUAUGAUAUUGAUUUGAGGUCGUAUCGCCCAGCCCUAUAGGAAACAUCACAGUUGUCUGUUAGAUUAGGAAACUCUUGUAAGCUGUGUUUGACUGAGGAUAGAAUGUAACUUUGUGUAGGAAAAGGUGCCUCAGAGCAGCCCCACAAGCCCCCGACGCCCUCUCCAAUGUACCGAGGAAGACAUUUGGAUGUGCACUAAAUAAUAGUUUCAGUAAUUUCCCUGCAGUUUGGAACUCAAUCUGCAUGUGCAAAAAAAAAAAAAGUCAGCACUUUGCCCGUUUGGUCGUUGAUUGUAUUGAAAAGCCAAAGCUGGGUUCUGUUCUGAUACGGUGUUGGAUGUCCAAUGAUCGGAGCAUUAAUGGCGAGAAUGUAUUUCACUGCUAAAUUGUGCACUCAUUUUCUGUGUUUUUCGAUAGUUACAUGUUUUCCUCUCUAAAAGUCAGAUGCAGUGCCAUGAAUUAAACUGUCGGCUCCUGUUAACUUUUUCUCAAUGUGCCAAAUCGGGCGCCACUGAGGCCUGUGAAAGUGAAUGCUGGAGUCACAUCCCGCAGUAAUCAGUGUCAGACUUUUAAAAAGAAAAAGUAUGCGCUUCAAAGUUUCAAGUUCUCAAUGCCUUUUUGUCCAAGAGGACUCCGUAAGAAGAAAGCUAGCCUAGCGUGCAUGUUCCUCCAGCUGCAUUAGCAGAACGUCUGAUGUACAUUUUGAAGCGGCGUGUAUGUACAGCUACCGUCAAUCCUCUUUUUCUACAAUCUGCUUCAUGUGCGACAAACCUGUAGUGUUGGUUCCAUUUACAUUUAUCCUCCAAACUGAUUGUGUGUUUGUGUGUGUUUGCUUAUAUGCAUUUACUGUACAGGUUGCAGAGCUUCAUUGGCAGGCCCCAAUGAACACACUGUAUGUUUGUGUACACGUUCAUGUGUCUGUGUGUGAUGACACUGAGCUGCUGAAGUGGCGGUGUCCCUAAAUGUUUUAUAUGCCUUUUUGUUUUUGUUUUUUUGCAACAUUUGUAAUGAAACUUUUUUCAUACAUAAGUUGUAAAUGUUUUACUUGAAGUAUCGGGAAUCAGAACCACAGCUGUAUUUUGGUGGUCUAAAAGUGUAAAGGGGGGGUUGCGGGUAUUGAUUUAGUGCUGUUUGUGAUUGUGUGUAUUGUAUUGUAUACAAUACAACCUAAAGUUGAAGUAUUUGAGUCCAGCAUUUCAACAUGAAGAUACAACUGCUAACUGCAUCAAUGAAGGAUUCUUGAGCUCAGAUUGGAAAGAUUAAAGAGAUAUACCAGCGUAAAAUUAAGUUAGGGUCAAACACACGGUAACACCGAGUUAGACACCCCGUCGAGAGGUGAAUAUUGUCGACCGCUUGCUUCUCUAGUUAUACCAACUUUAGUAACGACCGCACUAUAGCAAUACACAGCGGUCUCAGGAGCCACUCGCUCAACUGAAACGCCACUCUAUAGCCACAAAUAAUGCUCAGAACAGCACCUAACUUCAUCAACAGUACAUAUAGGGUCACAGCCAUAGUACUAGCCACCAAACAUCUUUUUAGCUUUGCCUAAUUUCUUUAGCAAAGAGACUAAACACAACUCACCCACUCUCUUCCAGCAGCCGCUUGUUUGUAGCAAGACCUCAGACUCCAUCACCGACUGCAGUGGAGUUUCGCAGCUCAAGGAAGAACAUUUAUGAUCAUUGCUUAAUGUGAAUGAAAUCAAACCAAGACGCUAAGGCAGACGAACUACUGCGUCUGAAGUGCAAAAUGGUUAAUAUGGUGAUUAUUACUUCAAGGAAAUGAAAAAGUAAUGAUCAUAAAUGUUCUUCCUUGGGCUGUGAAACUCCACUGCAGUCGGUGAUGGACAAGUCUGAGGUCUCGCUACAAACAAGUGGCUGCUGGAAGAGAGUAGGUGAGUUGUGUUUAGUCUCUUUGCUAAAGAAAUCAGGCAAAACUAAAAGAUGUUUGGUGGCUAGUGCUGUGGUUGGGACCCUAUAUGUCCUGUUGAUGAAGUUAGGUGCUGUUCUGAGCAUUAUUUGUGGCUCUAGAGUGGCGUUUUGGUUGAGCGCUUGGCUCCUCAGACCGCUGUGUAUUGCUAUCCUGCGUUUGUGCCUAAAGUUGGUAUAACGAGAGAAGCAAGCGGUCAGCAACAUUCAUCUCUCAACGGGGUGUCUAACUCGGUGUUAGGGUGUGUUUGACCUUAACUUAUUUUUAUGCCGGAAUAUCCCUUUAAGCGGGGAAAUGGUCCAAUCAGGAACACUUAUAGAUAUUUAUUUGCAUGCAAUAAUUUAUACGUGUGUCCAUGUCAUGGUGAAGUCUCAGACUGGGAGAGCCCAGUUUACCUCCUUAGAAGUGCAUAUGUAAAAACCAAGGCAGAGAGAGCAGCAGCAAAGACAGAGUUAGAAGAGCAGGAGGAGAUCUCUUCUGACUGUUUCCAGUUUGGGUGCAGAGAACAAAUCUGCUGAGCUGUCAGAUGAUGCACUGUGGGCUGAGCUUUACGUCCUCUCAGUUUGCUUCAAAGAUCUCUUACUCCCUUACCUUGAAACCGCGUUGGUGCAAGAUGUCCGCAAAAUUUGUUGCACUAGUUAUUUCCUCCCUUGCGUGAAGGCACCAAUCCUAACUGUAUGAAAUCACAACAAUGAGAAAAUACAAGGCUAAGUUAGCUAGUUAGCCUGACUUUAAGGAUCAACAAUCUGCAGGAGGCUGAUGUAAACACAAUGACGAAUGAUCAAAGCGUCUCCUGUUGCACUGAGUAGAAGGGAAAGUCCAUUAGAGUUUUUUUUUUAUAUGAUUGUGUGCAAAGAAAUGCUGAUUUUGUUUCAAGUUUAAUGGGAUGUCCCUCUUUUUGUGCAGUAAAUCCAGUUAAAAGAAAGCUUACCAUGUCUGUCUUCAUCCCGAUAUACUUUGUUUUUGCUCCUGCCCGUUUACUUUAUGGACAGGUGUUCACAUCAUUGCGUCCUCCUGCUGAACGAAUGACCUGAUAUUUUGUAAAGUUUACUGCGGUUUUGCAGAAAACAAAAUAUCGAGAGAGAAAAAACACAAUUUCAGACUAUCCUUUUUUUCUUUUAUUAAACAAAAAAUGUGUUUUUAAAAGCCUUAGACUGGGCUUUAAUGUUGAAGGUUUUAAACUCCUCUGUGUGCAGAAAAAAGAUCUGUCACACCAAAGAGGAAAACAUGACGAAGUAUUUUCUUUAUUGAUCAUUUGUGAUCUUUUUGGAGCCCCUGAGAUGUCCCAGAAAUCUUGUAUUUUAAGAGAAAUACUGACUAAUAGUGCGUAGUUCAAUGCUCUCUUCUGUAUGCAGUGCUCUGUGUGUCACUAAUAUAUUUCCAUAACAUACCAUGCAGUCAGAACCUUAACCUAUACUAUGAAUGAAUGUACAACGGGCCAAUGUAAUGUUUUCCACAGCCUACCUGCAUGAGACUGGGUGAAGAUGAAAAUUCGUCCUCUUCCUACAUGUUUUGUUUUUCACUCUUUAGUCUGCUAAGCAGCCAUACAGAUGUUUAUAUAAAUUAAUGCCUUAAGUUCGCUCCCUGUAGGAACAGUUUUACACAAUAACCUGCAUUUUUUAAUUUUAUUUAUUAAUGUAUACUGUGUUUUAUUUUGGUUUCCUGGUCACAGAUUAAAGGUCUGUACCCUGACUGACUGACAGACUGACUGACUGGUCAUCUGAGUGUUCUGUGAAGAUGUACAAAUAAAUUUGUUAAACAUUCA
Xyrichtys novacula (pearly razorfish) is the source of this 34643-nucleotide messenger RNA. Lineage: Eukaryota; Metazoa; Chordata; Actinopteri; Labriformes; Labridae. The record is from the annotation of a GenBank genome assembly.